GCUAGGGGCUCUCGGCCGGGCUGAGCUACAUGGCGGCGGCGGCAGGCAGGGGGCGGCUCGUGCCCGGCCUGGCGCUGCUUCUCCUGCUGCUGCUGGGCGAGGUGGUGGGACCUGGAGCCUGGGCGGCCCGGAGCCGCGGCGCCGACAAGCAGAACAGCCUCCGCCGGGCGGCCAGCGGCAUCUACCAGGGGGUGAGCAGCCUGUUCGGCGAGGAGAACGUGCGGGCCCUGCAGAAGUUUUUCUCUAGGCUGACGGAAAGAUUUGUUUAUGGUGUGGAUGUAUUAGUAGACACCUUCUGGAGAAUAUGGACUGAUGUGCUGGAUGUUCUUGGAAUUGAUGCUUCCAACCUGACUCAUUAUUUCAGCCCUGCAGCAGUUGCCAACAACCCUGCCCGUGUUCUUCUGCUGAUUGGUGCUGUUUUACUUGCUUAUUGGUUUUUGUCUGUCUUCCUUGGAUUCUUCUUCUGUCUCUUACAUAUGCUGUUUGGUCGCUUCUUCUGGAUUGUAAGAGUUGCUCUGUUUGCCCUCUCAUGUGUAUACAUCCUCCAGAAGUAUGAAGGAGAACCAGAGCAUGCAGUCUUGCCUCUGUGCUUUGUUGUAGCAGUCUACUUCAUGACUGGGCCCGUUGGAUUUUAUUGGAGGAGAAACAGCAGCAGCAGCCUUGAGGAGAAGAUUGACCAUAUUGACAGUCAAAUUAGACUUCUGAACAUACGUCUUACUAGAAUAAUGGAAAACAUGGACAGAGCCAAUGACCAAUGAAAUAAAACCUAUAGAUCACUUGACACCAGCUCACUAGAAGGUUACUAAGCACUAUCUCAUUGAAAGUUACUAAGCAACAAAAUAUCACAUGAUAAAACUGUGCAAUGUUAAAACUUUAGAUCAUGUGUUAAGAAUAAGAGUAAUUUAUCUAGACUAUACACUCAGAAACAUUACACUUGUAAAAUAAGAUAUGAGAUGUUAGCUGUAUAUUCAGAGAAUUUUAUCCAUGACUAGAAUUUUAUCAGUGAAAACGCUUACUUUUACAAGCAUUUAAAAACAUCUUUUUGUAGAGUUUUUAUAAAAGCAGAUUGAGUAGUCUAUUUAAAAUAUUGAAGCUGAGCUGAGCAUUAUGCAAAUUUGACAUUAAAAAAAAUCUUACUCAAGCUACCAAAUGUUUUUCUUGAGAAGUAGUGAUUGUGGGUCCACGUUUUAAUUUUUUUUACAAAGUUGUGAGCAUUCUAAUUUACUGUUGUCUUAUUUCAUUAUCUGAAGUUGCCUUUCCAUAUAGUAUGAAAAAUGUUCUCACAUUCAGGCCAAAAAAUAUCAUACCAUAGCUUUUAAUGGCAAGAAGGGAGUUAUUUCAUAAAUCAGAAGCCCUUUAAAGCCACUCCAAAAUGAAGAACCCAUAACACUCUACAGGUAUGUGUUUUUCUUUCUUAGUUGUUCAUAUUAUGGACUUUGCCAUCAGUGGUUUUUUUUUGGGGGGGGGGUUGUUUUUUAAAGUGCAGUUUAAUAAAAUAAAAAUUGCUAUGAGGAUAAGAAAUGUAGUGUGCUGGCAAAUUUUCAGUGGCAAAGUAGUUUAUAUUUGAUCUUCACAGUAAAGCAUUUUCCACAUAGGCGUGCAUAGGAAGAAAUAGGAUUUUUAUUUUUUUUUUUAAUCUCAGGACCCACAUGCUUCCUCAGAACAAAAAAUGCAGCAGAUAAAAUACUUCCAAAUGUAUUGUUGCUUAAAGCUUUCUCAGGACCAAUAAGCAGCAAUAAAUCUAUCUUGAGGAAGAUCUGGAUUUUUUUCUAAAAUUUUAAGUCUUACGGGUGCUUUUUGCUUGAAGUCCAUGUCCCCAGUGGAUCUUUGGGGAGGUCAAUCACAUUAUGGAGUGUGUAUAAAAUAGGGGAUUAUUUCAAAGUGAUGUUGGAGAGCUUUGAAGCAACUUUAUUUUGGUGGGUGUAUGUAUUUGUAUCAUUAUCAGACUAUCAUUAUGACACUGACUUUGUAAGAUUUCUUGAAGUGUGUUGAGACAAAGGUAACCUCAGGGAAGAAAGUCUGAGAAAUCAUUUAACUUUUGUAAUGCAGUGCUUUCAAGGGUUUUACGGGGAUCUGUGGUGAGAGAGCAUUUAUACCAUAGCAAUGAGCACAGUACAAAUACCCAAAUAGGUAAAAUGCACUAUCAUUAUGAAGAACCUGUUUCUAAUAUUUUUAAAAAGCUGUGUUAAAAUAAAAUCUGGUACUGAGCCAAAACCUGCUAUUUCACAUGUCCCCAUCUUCUGCAGAGGAAUUGCAUAUAACCACCUAAGCAGAAUUUGGCAUUCUGUCUUCAACUUGCUGCCUUGGGGUUUAACCAGGAUUUUAACAUUUCAUUGAAUUUUCAUUGUAAAUUUCCUUUUAAUUUUUAAUGCCGAAGUAUACAAGACUAUUUAAAAAGUGCAUGUUACUUGCCUAAUCUCUCUUUUGGUCUGUCAUAUUGAACAGGUAUUACUAUGAUUUAUUUUUAAAUCCAUAUUUAUGGGCAUUUUAAAAUGUAGGGUUUUUUGACCUUGUCAGUGAUCACUUAAACUUAGUUGGUAUAAUGUGCAAUUGACAGUAUGUAGUGUGAGCCAUUUUAAUCCUUCAUGCCAUCUGAGUGGCCACAUAUGCAAAUGCAAAACCCAUGAAUCCUUAUGAAGUUUUUGCUGAAAAUUGCGAAGUAUCCGAUUUAACCAAAAAAAGCCCCCCAAAACAACCCAACCCUUCCCCAUAAAACAGUAAAUAAUUGUGUGAUUUUGUGCAGGCUUCCAGAUUAAUAAUGCUGUAUGUCAACUUUUUUCUUCAUUCUUAUACUUUAAAAACUAGGUUAGGAUCCUACAGGCUCAACCCUGUGAACUCUAAUCUGUGUAGUGCUAUUGAUAUCAAAGGGACUAUUCACAGUAAAAACCAGUACACUCAGUAGUGCUUGUAGGAUCUGGGUACAAAGUGGACUCUUAAAUUAGGUAUUAAAGCCCAAAUUUAGCAAAGUGCUUUGUGAAUUUUGGGCCUAAGGACUGAAGUCUCCCAACAAACCUUGCUAGAACAUAUAGUUGCACUGUCUUCAAUGGGACAACUGGGGGAGAAGGUGACAUGCGUCAGUUUUGAAUAACUGUGUCCUAAAUAAAGAAGUACAGGGAUGUGUAACUGUCACUUGAAGUCUGUACAUUCAUGCCUGUUUUUCUACGAAUAUGAUUUAUAUUUUACAUAAAAUGUUUUAUAUUUUAGGUAAUCCAUAUUUAGCAUUGAAGAUAAAAAAUAAAAAUAUUAUUCCCAUGUCUUUUUUUAUAUCACUUUUUUAGUUUUCAGUAAAACCAGCCCUUUUGUGUCAACACUCUUCUCCCAAACUUGCCCACCCUGCUGUAUGCAGGAAAAUAUAUUUUUGUAUUUACUUACAUCCCAUGCAGAGUGAAACCUUUCAUUUUAAACACAGUAGAAAAUUUAAAAUGUUCUAAAUAGACAAGACAAAUAUGCUUAGGCAGUUUAUUUAAAAUUGGCUAUUUUAAUCAGUAUUGUUUCCCAAUAUUCAGUUAUCUCAGUGUAUUGUCUGCUAACUUCAAAAGUAGUUAUUUUGAAAGAGCACAAACAAAAAUUAAAUGAUUGUACUUGAAAAUGCUCUGAAUUUAACGUGCACAGUAGUUAAAAUGUUUUUGGAAGGCUAAUCUGGUGGUAUAUUUCAGUUCAAGUGACGUUUGUAAAUAUAUUUUACAAAUAUUUUUCCAUACAAAAUUAUACUGUUCACCUACUAGGCUCUUCUACUGCAUUCUUCAUAAUUCAUUGCAUAGGCAGUGACUGUGUUAUACUGCCUUUUAUGAGUGCCUCAGGGCACUUUACAAAGAUAUGUAAUGAUACCAUUUUACAGAUGAGUAAACUGAGGCACGGAGUUUGAGUGACUUGCCCACAACCACACAGCAAGUCAGUGGCAGAGAUAGGAAUAAAACCAGAUCUCAUGACUCCCAGUACUUUGCUCUAAUCACUAAAUUGCUCAUUCUGAGAUGGGCAGUAGUAUCUUUGCAUUCUUUAGCAUAAUUUAACACAUCCUGUCGUCAGUUCUAGAGGCUAGUAAUAUUAAACUGCUCCUUUUUAUUGUCCUGUCUUCAGCAGCUACUUAAAAGAAUGUCACCUUACUUUAUGGAUUGACAUGAUAGUUUCUGAUGGAUCUCAAGCUGACUAGCUUAAACAGAAAUUCCAUUAAGAUCUUAAGUAUUUAUAUUUCAUACUUUAGGGUAUAAUAUUUGAAACUACUGUAUGUAUUUCAAUACAUCAACAUUCUGCAAAGCAUUACAUUUGUAGCAAUUUAUCUUAAAGUACACACCUCACUUAUAGUUAACUGUUUUGUAUUCAGAUUGUAAUGUUUUCAAAAGUGGUAUUGAAUGUCAGAGUACAAUGUACAAAAUGUGGUGUAGCUCAGUUCUGUACUUAAAAGUGUGUUCUUCAAAUUGUGAUUUGCUUUCAAAGACUUGUUGCAUAGUUAAUGUGGAAAAUAGACUCAGUACCAAUCUUAGCUUUUUGAUGGUGUAAAGUUUUUUAAUGCGAUUUGCCUCACAUACUAAUCUGUUUUGGCAGCUAAUGAUGUUAUCGACUGUAAGUUCUACUUGUCUGUUUUUUGAGAAUAAAGAUUUUAUUGUAUCUGCAUGUAUUUUAAAUUUUUGGAUAAUUCCAUUGAACUGUGACUACAAUUAGCACAUUAAAAAUUGAUCUUUCUUCUUUUUAACCAGGAAUUAUAUUUGUUAUUGUAGUACUAGUUUUUAGCACUGAUGUCAGUCAUUUAAUUUCACAACCUGUUUUGUACAUGAGAUUUAAAGUUUAGAUCAUGUUUAAAUUUGUGUAAAUUGUUAUGUAAAAUUAUUUGUUCUGAAGAAAAUUGUGUAUGUAUACUUUUGACAUAUGACCCUUAGGGAAAUAUUAGAUUUUGCUGAUAUUUUAAGUAGUUUUGAAUAUCAAACUUAUUUUUACAGAGCUAUACAUAGCUUUAUUUAUUACUUCUCUGACCACCAGAUCAAUGUAUUAUGUAGUUAAAUAUUUGUAGACCAAUUUCACGAAUAUGGUAUUGCGACUAAGCUUAAACAAAAUAAAUGUUUACUGAAACUUUGCACUGAGA
Gopherus evgoodei (Goodes thornscrub tortoise) is the source of this 5077-nucleotide messenger RNA. It is a transcript of the gene BRI3BP, whose product is annotated as BRI3 binding protein. Gene Ontology annotation, cellular component: mitochondrion. The coding region runs from base 30 to 758 and encodes 242 amino acids. The transcript is spliced from 3 exons. The record is from RefSeq and is a predicted model, not a curated record. NCBI's taxonomy places the organism in Eukaryota, Metazoa, Chordata, Testudines, Testudinidae.